UACUGAGCUAGCCGUCCAAAAUCUAAAUAAUUUUCAAGACUUUCAAAGUAUGUUUAAAACAGAUAACAAGGGAUUUCCAUACUGUCAAUGUUUUCCAAUCUUAGAGCUACCUACAGUCGUAUUAUUCCAUGUGAUAGAAUAUCUAAACAAGAAAGAAAAAGGGAUCCUAUCACGCGUCAAUAGACAGUUCAGAGAGAUCAUGAAAUCACCAAAUCAUUGGAAAAAUACCACUUUUGUGCUAUCUCCAAAAAAGCUAGUUCAAUGUAAACACAUUGUGAGCCUUCUUAGUCCAAGAAAAGCCGAAUCUGUUAUAUUUUCAAGCACUUGUAGCAAGGAAUUCCAACGAGCAAUAUUGGUCGGAAUACCAAGCUUGAGAGCCAUCACCACAGAUAAUCCGAAUCCCUCUACACUUGAACUUAUUGUGAGCCAUGCUAAAGAAAUAACGAAAUUGCAUCUAGGAAUGGUUUCUACACAAAAAACACCAGAUCUUACGUUGCAUUUUAAGGAAUUAGAAAACUUGGUGGACGUUUCCUUGGACAGACAUGUGUUCAAGUUUGAUGUAAGUGGAGGAUGGAUUGGUAACUGGGGAAGGGAGGGUUUUGCGACGUUAAAACAGAAUUCUACCCUAAAAGAGUUGAACCUUUGUGGCUCGUUGAGAAGCAACGCCAUCAUAACCCAGACUAUACACUGGCUAGACACAUAUUCCUCAUUAAUUUACCUGAACUUAAGUUUCAGUUUAGAUGAACGUGUUCUACGAUUGGCUUUACUAUACCUCUACAAGCUACCAAAUCUAAAGAAACUAGAUCUCACUAAAUCUGCUCUACAAAACAACAUGUUUCGUGAAAAUCACCCGAAACUUUGGUCUAUUGAAUUGAAAAGCUGCUUUGAGAUUUCUGGACAAACGCUGAGAACUUUAUCAUCAGUUAUGGGAAACUCUCUGCAAUACCUUGGUUUAUCGAACUGUAACCGUAUUGAAGAUAAGGAUCUAACUUCUUUAAUAACAAUGUUUUCUUGCUUGGAAACCAUUGAUUUAAGUGGUUGUACAGGCAUUAGUGAUAUGGUACUGUUUCAAAAUUUUCGUAAUGGAAAAUUAAGAAAAAUAAUUUUGAAAGGCUGUUCGAAUGUAAGCGAGGAAGCAAUUCAAAUGGUUCGAAAGAAUACGAUGAACAAAUUAACAGUUAUAUUAUAAUCAGUGGGGUUCGGUUUCUUAAAUGAUUCUCUUUUGUUUAGUCGAUGUCUGACAAAARAUUGGCACUAAUCACAUAAUUUACUAUCUAGUAACCGACCAAGCUAUAAUAACACGACCCAACGCAAAACUACUAAUAUUUUUUAUUAAAAUUUAUAUAAGACAUAUUUCUAUUACCUAAUAGAUCAAACCUUCAAGGGGGGUUCCGUGGAACCCCCCCUGGAUCCACCACUGAUAAUCUGUUCUAUUUGCUGGGCAGGGCAUUCAAAUGCUAAAAGUUUAAAUUUCAUGCAAGUAAAGGUACUCUGCGGAACGGCUUUGCGAGAUCACUAGCGAAAAAUAAUGCACUUAUUUAACAAAUAAAACAGCUUUUUCCGUGCUCCGUUCAGUAAUAAAGAAGGAAGUGACGUAAGCAUUAAAGAAGUGUUAGGAGAAGGAGAAGGAGAAGGAGAAGGACGAGCCGUAGUUUUUUAUCACUGAAUGGGCACGGUAAAGGCUGAUUUAUUGGUUUUAUUAUAUAUUAAUAUUAUUUUUCGGUAUUGAAUUUAUUUACGCAAAAAGAAAGACGGUUGCAGGAUCUAGCAGCACUUCGCGUGCGCUAAUGUUGUCAGCACUGUGCUCCGUGCACAGCUUUCGACCAAUCAUAGGGCUUGUACUAUCCUAACUAUAUCAUAAACUGCCAUACCAACGCGCUGCAGAUGCAGAGCAAGAGAGAAGCAAGCUUAGGAACACGAGGCGUAGCCGAGCUCUUGCUUCUCAAGUGCUCUACAGCUCCCAAAGUGUAGUAAUACAGAUAAGCAGUAGUUUAAUAUUGCUUUUAUAAAAUAUUUUGGCGUGUCUCUGUCUUCUGAUAUAAACACGUUAACCGGCUGCCAGCCAAUUAGGCCGCGCGUUGUAACUCAAAACUGUAUAAAGAAAUAUUAAGAUCAAUUAUUCAGAGUAUGUAAU
Molecule: messenger RNA, 2134 nt
Organism: Actinia tenebrosa (Australian red waratah sea anemone)
Lineage: Eukaryota; Metazoa; Cnidaria; Anthozoa; Actiniaria; Actiniidae
Biological process (GO): SCF-dependent proteasomal ubiquitin-dependent protein catabolic process
Cellular component (GO): SCF ubiquitin ligase complex
Molecular function (GO): protein binding
Source: RefSeq, a predicted model, not a curated record